AAAAAAGUGAAACGCAGAAACGGCCACAUGGCAAAUCCAAUCCUCUACCAACAUAAAUUCUUCUUCCACUUCGUCUUUGUACGAGUAAGUUGAAAAACCAGUGCCACCGUGCACGGCGGAGUCCCACAACUAUUAUGCUAACAAUGCUCUCAGCCAGAGCCGGUGUUGUUCCUCCACCAAUCCUAAUCGGACACAAUGUAAAAUUCUCCAUUUCGAGGCGUUUAAGGAUCCGAGCUGCUGAAUUUCCGGAUUUUCUUCCUAAACAAGUCGAGAAUAUCAAAGACUCUUCUGCUAGAAAAUUGGCUUCACGAAUUGAAAGAGUACCUGUAAACUUAUCAAAGGGUUGUGUCUUGAGUAGUUGUGUGAAGCCAAAAGAACAGACAGAGGCCAAAAAUCCAGUCGUGCUUCUCCAUGGUUUUGAUAGCUCAUGUUUAGAGUGGAGGUACACAUUUCCGAUGCUUGAGGAGGCUGGGUUGGAGACAUGGGCAGUUGAUAUCCUCGGAUGGGGUUUCUCUGAUUUAGAAAGGCUUCCAUCGUGUGAUGUAGCUUCCAAGCGUGAUCAUCUUUACCAGCUGUGGUCUACCUACAUCAAGAGGCCAAUGGUACUUGUCGGACCAAGUCUUGGAUCUGCUGUUGCUAUUGACUUUUCUGUCAAAUAUCCUGAAGCAGUUUAUAAGCUGGUUUUAAUCGAUGCAAGUGUUUAUGCAGAAGGUACAGGAAACCUUGCAACCUUACCCAAAGCAGUAGCUUAUGCUGGGGUCUACUUGUUGAAAAGUGUUCCACUUCGCUUAUAUGCAACAUCAUUAACUUUCAAUGGCUUACCAUUAAAUACCUGCAUAGACUGGACUAAUAUUGGCCGCUUACAUUGUUUGUUACCUUGGUGGGAGGAUGCAACAGUGAAUUUCAUGAUCAGUGGAGGUUACAAUGUUGUUGCACAGAUAGAACAUGUCAAGCAGAAAACACUAAUAAUAUGGGGUGAAGAUGAUCAGAUAAUUGACUACAAGCUCGGAGUGAGAUUGCAUUGUGAACUGCCAAAUGCUAUUAUACGCCAAAUACCAAAGUGCGGCCAUAUCCCCCAUGUGGAGAAGCCUGAUGCUGUCUCCAAGUUGAUAAUGGAUUUCAUUCACUCUGAUCAAUCACAAAGGGCAAAUCCUGACUCUGUCUCGACCAUCUCUGUUCUUGUUUGAUUACUGGUACUUGUACAAGCAGAUAGUUAGCAUACCCCACAUGUGGAGAUCCGGCUUCCUCAUUAUAGGUAGUGAUGAGGUUAGUUUGCCAGCUUUGAGCACCAUCAGCUUUAUUACCUACAUAUCAAAGGUGCUUUCCCAUCCAGUACAUAAGUGUAAUAAACUGAAUACUUAGCAGUGUAAUUAGCUGAAUAUGUUAGCAUUCUUCUACAUGUUUCUCAGUUUUUCUUCAAUAUUCGGAGCUGGAAUUUAUGGCUGGUGAA
Messenger RNA from Nicotiana attenuata, 1450 nucleotides. RefSeq lists its product as uncharacterized. The transcript is spliced from 10 exons. The record is from RefSeq and is a predicted model, not a curated record. Gene Ontology annotation, molecular function: catalytic activity. Bases 135 to 1187 code for a protein of 350 amino acids. NCBI's taxonomy places the organism in Eukaryota, Viridiplantae, Streptophyta, Magnoliopsida, Solanales, Solanaceae.